GUUUUGUGUCUUGUGUGUGUGUUUUAUUUCUAUCGUUUAAAAAACAUAUAUAUAUUUUUUUUGCUAAUACACGUCUUGUCGUGUAUAGUUUUGUGGUGUGUUUUAAUAUUGAAAAUAUUAUAGCGUUAUCGAUAAUCCGGGGAAAACUAUCAUGUACCGCGGCUGUGACCGUCGAGCGUGGUGCGUAUCUUCCGUGUACCGAUGAAACCGCAAAAGUAGAGAGAAAUCGCACGAUAAAUACCUAGCUGUGUGCCGACGUUGAUUGUGUGGGACAUUGAUCUGAACGACGAUGGCCAAGGUUCCCGGCGAAAGUAAAAUACCCGUGCUGAACUCGUCCGUCCCGCUGAGAUCUCGAUUUUCCAAUAUAUCCAACAAAGUGCGUUCUCAUUUCGAUGGCAGCUCCUAUCGAAACUCGUCGACGACUUCCACGCUGUUUGGGCUUUUCAACGGCGGCGGCGGUACCGACAUGACAUUGAAAUCUCAAAGCGCGGCACCUCCCCAACCGCAGCCUCAGCCACCGCCUAAUCGCCCUUCGUCGCUUUUCAAACCGGCCAACCGCGUGUCGGUCACCGAAAAAGACCUCGGUAGUUUGGUGGAAUUGACUCAGCAUUCCAAAACAGGUGUGCUCAGGUAUUUCGGCAAGACCGUGUUGGGUCCGGGCGACUGGUGCGGCGUCGAGGUCGAACCCGGCCACGGUGUUUGCGACGGGUCCGUGUGCGGUGUCAGGUAUUUCGCUUGCCGCGACCAAUGCGCACUGUUUGUGCUGGCCCAUUUGGUGCGACUGCCGGCGGAAAGCAGCCGCCAACCGCCGCACAUUGUCGUUGUUGGCGACAGCGGCGGCAAACUGGAAGCCGAACUCAUGUACGACGACGACGGCGGCAGUCCGGCGGCAAUGGCCAACUGCUGCUGGGAUUUGGACAUAAGAAAAACCGAAUCCCCCUUCGAAGGCACCGACAGCUUGGGCAUACUGACGCCCGACCAGAUGGUCGAGUUCAAAGGGGACGAAGCCCAUUAUGAAGUGCCCGGUAUUUUUUUCAAAAUGUCACCUCACCAAAUUACAGAAUGUAUUUCCGAAGGAGACAUUGUUAUGAGCGAUUUGGAAAUGAUAUCGAUGCCGAAAGACGACGAUUUAGUGUCGCCGGUCCUGUCUUCGGAUCCUCCUUCAAAUCCAACAGUGUCCGAACAAGACAGCGCAGCAAGCACCGCUUAUCCCAAACGUUCGACCGUGUCUUUCGGUCAUGUGUUCUACGAUAACGUCAUAAUUGAUCGAACCCCGUCUUUGGAAGAUCUACCCAUGGAUGACUUUUCGUCUAGAACCACGACCGAAGUGAAAGCGUCAUCGACGAUUGACCCUCCCAACGUUGUCUUGACCAGUAUAACCAGCGUGGGAAGUCUGGACACUGGAUAUCAGGGCGACGGCGAAACGAGUCGCCCCACCAGUCGUGGGGCAACAGCAGUGAAACGGACUGACGGCGGUGGACCGACCGAACCGAUGACCGAUUCUGACUUCUUCACCGAAAGCGAAGCCGAAGACCAUUGUCAUCGCAAGGCCAGGGUUAUCGACGGGACACUUUAUUCUGGAGACGUUGCCAAACAGCAGGAAUCAUCGAAUGGCAGCACGGCGGCGGCUGUUCCUGCUCCUGCUACCAUCGAAGAAAUGGACUCAAGUGGUGUGUAUUCCGAUUUUGACAGGAUAUUCGAAGAACCUGCGACGACGGCCGCGCAGCCAGAAAAUCCCGAAGGAGCAGCGGUGUCGUCGUCAAACACACAAUCUUCCACGUCGCCCUCGUCCAUAAACAGUCUACUGGUGGUUCUUCCUGCUGCUGCUGCUGCUGCUGCUGCGACCACCGAUUGUUGUGCGGAAGACGCUUCGAGUCCGGCCAGCAAAAGAUACAAAAGACCACCGACGACCGCCGUUCAGAAGCCCAAGACACUCGAUCUGUGCCAAGACCAAGAAAACCGGGCGCCCAGGGCUAGGAAACCGGCCGGUCGUUGGGACGCUGUUAUGAAUAAAAUCGAAAAGAGCAAAGUCGAUCAGAAGACCCACGCCAACAGGCUGAAAGACGUCAAGAGCAAGAUAAACACCGUCAACCCUCUUAACAACAAUAGGCUAAAAGAAUCGCCGACAAACACUGAACCGCCGUUGCCGACGAAUACUCAUAGAUCUCAUAGAUUGAACACUCCUCUCAAAGCGAAAAGUCGCAAGACAAGAGCUCGCGGUGGAUCCGAAUCGAAUUUACCAAUUACCAACGACCAUCAACCAAACGCCGCCUCCAGGCCAAGAUGUAUACCAAAGAGUUCUCAAAAUAGUUCCAGAGACAGUUCGUUUAGUGACCUUAGCAGUGAAACUAAAAUAGCGUUGAAACAAGCCACUUCGCACCCUACUCUUGUCCACAAGAAUUUCAAUUCUCGUUCGGCUGUAAAUAAUGCUGCAGCAGUGACCAACGCCUCGACAUCGGUUCGCGCAGCCAAGCCGGUGGUUCAUACUACACCAAAAGGCCCUUCCAAGACCAAAAGAAUCAAUACAGAGCAUAAUCUUUUGGUGGCAAAACCGUCCGAAGGCAGAGGAGGCUCGACGACUGCACCUCAUGUCAACAAUGGCAAAGCACCGGCAUCAGCAGCAGCUACGGCCAAAGUUCCUGCCACCAUUCCCACGACCGCACCUGUCGUUGCUGCUGCUGCUGCCCAACACAAACCACCUCAGACCACCGUCUUAGCUCAGAACAAGCGAAACGAUGCUCUAUCUCGGCAACGGGCCGUCGAAGCCAGGUUGCUGCACGCCACCAAAGGCUUCGAAGCUUUUGCCAUAUUCGCCAACUAUCUGGUUAACGAGAUGGACGCUAUGUCUACGACGAUACUCAAGCAACAGUUGCAAGACAGCAAAAAAGAUCUACUGUCCACCAAAAGCGCGUUGGAAGAAUCCCAGGCAAAGUGUGAACAGUAUCAAAAAGAAAUCGACAAGCUCCAAGAAGAAAUCGAAAAGUACCAAAGUUGUUUGCAAGACAAGGACAAGCUCAUCGACAACGUUACUUGUCAAAAGAAUACCGAAAUUAUCGGAUUAGAGGAAAAAAUACACAAACAAGCUAACGAUCUUCGGCUGCAGUUUGACGAACAGCUGACGAGGGUCAAGAACGAUGCCGAAGAAGAAAAGAUGAAAUUAAUCCUUUGCCACGAUCAGCAAAUCGUUGCCCUACAACAGACCAACAAACUGGACUUGUGUCAAUUGCAAAAAACGGCAUUGGAAAAAGAAACGGUACUCGACGAAAGGGUCAAGUCGUUGGAAUGCGAGAGAGACCAAAUCAAGUCCGAAAAGGAUCAGUUAACGGAAGAAAAUCAACGGUUAAUAGAAGCCAGAAAACUUGAGAAUCCCAGUUUAGGUUACCAAAAACUCUGCGACGAAGCCGAAUCGUUGAGGACCGUAUUGGAGCUGAGAAGUUCGGAAAUGCAAGAAUUACGUAAGCAAAACGAAAAACUACAAAGAGAAGUCGAAGAAUUGCCGGCAAUUUUGCAAAAGUUAGAGGCUGCCCAGACACGUGUCGAAGACUUGAAUGUUCAGUUGCAAAGGAAAGCCGAAAUAGAAAUGCAAUUAAGUUUGGAAAGAGACAAAAUGGCUCGAGAAAUCGAUUUGGAAAAACAAAAGAAGAAACGUCUGUCGUGUCACAACGAAGAACUUCAGUGGAAACUGAAGAAGAGUACGGAAGUAGCUAACCACCUGGCCGUAUCGACCAAACGACUAAGUCAAACGCCGCAAGACCUAGCGGCCAUGAAAGAAGCGCAGAACAACUUUAUGAAACUCUGUAAAGGAAGUUCAAAUUCUGAAAACAGCGGUGACGAAGACGACGACGACACGAUGACCAGCCAAUUUGAAGUCGAUCACUUGGAAGCGCCCGCCAAGAUCAUGGGCGUCAUGAAAAAGAACGAUUCGCUGUCGUACGUGUUCGAGGUGGAAGAAGAGCCGUCCGAGAUAGCCACUCGAAUGGUACGGCGCGCCAGUAGUCUGCGGUCGGUGGGCAAAGCCCGUACGCGUAACCGCGACUCGAUCGGCGAGAAACGCAGUCGUGCUAAUUCUCAGUCCGUGUCGAAGAAGAAAUCGGUCGAUCUGGACACAACGUACACUGGCGGCAAUCUCGACGAUGUGUUCGGACCCAGCAACAGCGACAUAUGUAUGAGCGACUGUUUUACGUGCAGUUCCGACUCGUCGUCAAACUCUUCGCCCGAACACAACGGGUACGAUCCGAAGAAUCGCAUGGCGUCGUACAUCGUAAACAACAAACCGACGGCGGACAGAAAAACCAAAAGCAACGGGCUGACAAUUUAACGUCUCCGUAGUGAAUUUGCACAACGAUGAUUUGGUUUUUUUAUUUUUUAUUUUAAUAAUUAACUUAUUUCUAUUGGAUUGUGCCAAAAAUGUAUCGUUUGUAUAUUGUUUUUUUAAUUGAAAUCAAAAUUGUAUUUUAUUUUUUCCAUUUGUAUAUUUGCUAAUAUUUUGAAUUAUUUUUUACUUAUAAAAAGUGUUUAUGAUUUUUUUUUUUUCUUUAGUAACUUUUAAGACUGAAUCGCGCUUAAAAAUAAUUUGACCGAGUCUUUGGGAGAAACUUUUUUGUUUAAAAAAAUAAUUUUAACGUGUUUUAAAUAAUAAUAAUAAUAUACUAAAUAUAAAAAAAUAUAUAUCUCAACCAAUAAUUAAACUACAACGAUGAGUGUUCAUAUAUAUGUUAUAUACAAUAUACCGUAUAAAAGUAUUUUUUCCUACGACACCGUGUCAAAUUUGUUUACAUUUCAAGCCGCUAGGCCGUUAUUAUUGCGUAAUACCAAUUUGUUAAUUUUAUUGUUUUUAAUUAUUUAUUUAUUUUGUUGAAAAAAAAAAAUGCACAAAAAUGAAUUUGUCGUGUAUCUUUGAAUUGUACACAUGUGUGUGUCCAAUUAGUAGUUAAAAGCACAUUUCAAAUAGAGAUACUAAUCAUGACCACUUUGACUAAGUUUGACUUGUGUGUUAAAUAUUGUACACUAGUGUUUAUGUGAAUUAUUUAAAACCCAUAACAAUAUACCUAUAUAUAUUAAAAAAAAAAAUGUGUAUUAUUUAAUUACACAGAUUUAUGUUUACUACGGUUUGUCAACAAACUUCAAUGCUUAAG
Messenger RNA from Adelges cooleyi (spruce gall adelgid), 5135 nucleotides. RefSeq lists its product as uncharacterized. NCBI's taxonomy places the organism in Eukaryota, Metazoa, Arthropoda, Insecta, Hemiptera, Adelgidae. The transcript is spliced from 13 exons. Gene Ontology annotation, molecular function: microtubule binding. Bases 290 to 4318 code for a protein of 1342 amino acids. Gene Ontology annotation, cellular component: cytoplasm; nucleus. The record is from RefSeq and is a predicted model, not a curated record.